Apaloderma vittatum (bar-tailed trogon) is the source of this 760-nucleotide messenger RNA. Its product is annotated as kelch repeat and BTB domain-containing protein 4-like. The transcript has 2 exons. The record is from RefSeq and is a predicted model, not a curated record. Gene Ontology annotation, molecular function: protein binding. The annotation marks the transcript as partial. Lineage: Eukaryota; Metazoa; Chordata; Aves; Trogoniformes; Trogonidae.
GAUUGCUGGAGGUCUGAUCAGUGCAGCACCAUGGACUCGUCAGAGGAGACUGGAGGCUCCUCUGCAGAAGAAAACUAUUUUGUGAACUACACCUUCACCGACCGCUCCCACUCGGGCCGCGUGGCCCAGGGUAUUAUGAAAUUGUGCUUGGAGGAUGAGCUCUUUGCUGAUGUUACGAUCUCAGUGGAAGGCAAAGAAUUCCAGCUGCACCGUCUGGUCCUCUCGGCUCAGAGCUGUUUUUUCCGUUCCAUGUUCACGUCCAACCUCAAAGAGGCCCACAACCGGGUGAUUGAGCUGCAGGACGUUAGCGAGAGUGUCUUUCAGCUCCUUGUGGACUAUAUUUAUCACGGGACUGUGAAGCUGAGGGCGGAGGAGUUGCAGGAGACCUACGAAGUGGCAGACAUGUACCAGCUGACAGCGCUUUUUGAGGAGUGCUCCCGUUUUCUGGCCCGUACGGUGCAGGUCAGGAACUGUCUGCAGGUCAUGUGGUUGGCAGAUCAGCACAGUGAUGUGGAGCUCUACACAGCUGCCAAACACUGUGCAAAGUCACACUUGUCUCAGCUGCAAGACACCGAGGAGUUCCUGCACCUGCCUCUCCGCCUGCUGACAGACAUCCUUACGGAUGGCGUCCCGUGUUCUCAGAAUCCAACAGUCGCCAUAGAAACCUGGAUCAACUUCAACAAGGAGGAGCGGGCGGGCUUUUCGGAGACGCUGCGAUCGAGUCUCAAGGUACAAGAAGACCUGCUGCUGCAGGGCUGGU